UUCUCUUUCCAUUUCUGUGUCAAUAACUUUUACUGCACAUUCCUCAUUUUACUCUUUCCGCGUUCUCGACUCUCUUCUUCUUUUCCCACCAUCUCUUCCUUUCCUUUCUCUAUAUUUCUUCAUAACAGAACACCAUUCAUCACUCAUCAUAUCUAUAUUAAUCAGUCUCACAGCAAAGAAAUGGUGGGCUGCGGGAUAUACAUAAAGAAGGAAAGAGAUUGGGUUAGAAGCCUUGUGGAAAGCGAGUUCUUUGGGAUUUGCAAAUAUGUCUAUCAAGAUGUUGUUCGUCUUCAAGAAAUCCACAAACUUCUCGACUGUUCGAAAAUUCAGACAUACAAAAUCAAUGGUGAGAAAGCUGUACAUUUGAAUCCUCGGCCUCAAGGUAAAGAUGCCAAGCCAUGUACAAAAUCAAAAACUGGUGCUGCUUGUGAAAUUUGUGGAAGAUACCUUCAAGACCCUCCUAAUCGUUUUUGUUCCAUUGCAUGCAAGGUAACGGCCGUUGAUUUGAAGCCUAAAGACCCAAGUCAUAAACUGGAGUUGCCAAUACAAGAGCUUCCAGAUAAACUUUCCUGGAAACACAGUCAAAAUGCAGAAACAAACUCGGAAGAAAAGCAAUCCACCAUCUCGUCAACCGAUGUUUCGGAGGAGAUGAAACCAUGUUUAAGCACAAGUUUAAAGCCUAGGAAACGAAUGACCAAAAGAAAAGGCAUUGCCCAUAGAUCUCCUCUCACUUGAUACUCAAGCAACAGAAAUCCAUAGCUAUAUAACAGUUGAUAUAUAGGUAGAAUUUCAACUGCAUUUUUAAAUUAUUCCUCCUCAGAUAUUGUACAGUAUAGGAUAGAAAAUGGAUGAAAUGUUGGAUUGUGAAGCAUUAUUUUAAGUUCCAUUUUGAAUAUUUUUAUGUACCACUUUUUAACA
Molecule: messenger RNA, 918 nt
Organism: Gossypium raimondii (Peruvian cotton)
Lineage: Eukaryota; Viridiplantae; Streptophyta; Magnoliopsida; Malvales; Malvaceae
Exons: 5
Coding region: 181-735 (184 amino acids)
Source: RefSeq, a predicted model, not a curated record